Messenger RNA from Halichondria panicea, 2858 nucleotides. Its product is annotated as gamma-aminobutyric acid type B receptor subunit 2-like. Bases 138 to 2747 code for a protein of 869 amino acids. Gene Ontology annotation, biological process: G protein-coupled receptor signaling pathway; gamma-aminobutyric acid signaling pathway. Gene Ontology annotation, molecular function: G protein-coupled GABA receptor activity. The transcript is spliced from 15 exons. Lineage: Eukaryota; Metazoa; Porifera; Demospongiae; Suberitida; Halichondriidae. Gene Ontology annotation, cellular component: membrane; G protein-coupled receptor heterodimeric complex. The record is from RefSeq and is a predicted model, not a curated record.
GUGUUUUAUAAGGCAAACAUCUUGUCAAUGCAUAUGCACAGAACUGUCUCUGAGACGGACUCAGACUGAUAGAUCCAGAAAACCUACGACUCGACUGUAGGCUAUACACGUACACCUACAUAGAACUAGACAUAAGGAUGCGAAUCAAAGGUCUCAGAUUGGAGGACCCGUCUCUUGCAGUACUCACUCUAAUGCUACUGCUCUUCUCUGGAGCUGCUCAUAGUCAAGAGCUGAGGUAUGCUCUGUUCACUUCUGGACCUACUGGAGGCUUUCAUACAUCAGGUGUGGUGCCUGCCAUUGAGUUAGCAGAGGAGCUGAUUAAUGCUGACAGCUCUAUUCUACCUGGCUACAACCUCACUCACACACCUGUGGUGGACACAAUGUGUGACAGGACUGAAUCACUCGGGCAGUACUUUGGAACUGUCUUUUCCCCUAACCCGACUGUGCUUGGUCUCCUGGGCUGUGGCUGCUCAGUGGCCUCCACUCCUGUGGCAGAGAUCAUUCAAUUCAACAGUAUCUCACAGAUUGCCUAUGUAUCGUCUUCAAUUGAGUUGAGUGACAGAAGUCGUUUCCCCAACUUCUUCCGUACCUACCCCUCAGAUGCUGACUUUGCUCCAGCCGUAGUCACCCUCAUUGAAAAGUACGGCUGGAGACAAAUGGGAUUCAUCACUCAAGACGAGGGCUUGUUCACAGAAGCAUUUUCAAGGAUUGAAAAAGCUUUGAGAAAUGUGAGAGUAAGGAACACUGUGAUCCCAUCCGAGAUACCAAUUUCUACAAUCAGGACAAACGGAAGAAGCUUCUUUUUUGAAGACAGUAACACUCGAGUGUUCUUCAUUAACACCUAUUCCGAUAUGGCUCGACAGAUAAUUUGUGAGGCGUCCCUAAGGCCUAGGGGGUACUCCUCCCCAAACUAUGUGUGGAUGACAUACGGCUGGUAUGAAGAGAACUGGUGGAAAGCGAAAGUUAACCCAGAGCAAGUACCUGCAGACUGCACUGACUCACACCUAGCAGAGUUCCUGCAUGGAAGUAUGGUGCUGCAGCUGGUCCCCACACUGAAUGAUUCCAACAGUAUGACGGAUACUGGACUGACACCUCAAGAAUUUGAGACCAUCUAUCGAACGAGACUUGAAGAACCAGAAUCAAAAGCCAACAACUACACUUUCGUGUUCUUAGCCACCGUGGCUUAUGACGCCCUCUGGACAUUUGCUUUGGCGCUGAACAAGACCAAUGAGAUGGUUGGCAGUCUGACAAGAGAGGAUAUAUUGAACAAGACUCAGUGUAGGGGGAGUGAUGGAUUAUUAGUACCUCUGGAGAACUUCACCUACUCCAAUCAGCUCAUGGGCUGCAUCAUCAGGUGGAACCUGGAGGAAACAGACUUUGUGGGAGUGUCAGGGAGAGUCGAAUUCAAUGAUGGCACAAGAAUUCAGCCGACGGUUCAGCUGUUUCAGUACAGACUGCAAAACGACGUCUUGUUGAGGAUAAACUUCGGUCAAACCAUCCAUGAUAGAGAGAAUCAAAGUAGAGAGCUAAUAUUCAUUAACGGGGAGAGUAACAGCACAAUAUUCCCUGGAGGUAUUCCAAUGGAUGGCAUCCCAAUCACUGAGAUAACCACGUACCACUUGUCACUGGUGGUAGUGUACUAUGUGCUGGCAGCUGUUGGACUUGCCUUCACCACCGCCUGUCUCAUCUUUAACUUCACACAGAGAAACAAGAAAGUUGUGAAGCUGACUAGUCCUAACAUCAACUACUUUGUCAUCCUUGGAGCGUAUAUUCAGUUCACAACCAUCUAUUUCAGGCUUCUUCCUAGCACAGACCUCAUUGUGAAUGAAGCAAGAUGUAUUAUUUCCAGCCUCCUUAUAAUAUCAGGCUACUGUUUCGGAUACGGAGCCAUACUGGCAAAAAUGGGGAGAAUCUACUACAUCUUCAACAACCCAACCACCAGCAAAAAGACCGUUACUGACUGGAAACUUAGUCUGGUGGUGCUUUUUGUAGCUGGCUUUGGCAUUCUGCUAACAAUACUGCAAGUUUCAGUGCCUGAGCUCAGACCCACUCCAGAUCUGAGAAUAAAUGAUGAGCGAGGAAAUAAUACUGUAAACGAGUUCGGAAUUCGGAUUGAGUACAUGUCGUACCAGUGCUACGUAUCGAGCAAUGUACCACAGACUGCAAUGCUGGCCCUCCUGUUUGCCUACCUUGCACUCCUGCAAAUCAUUGGAAUAAUCUUGGCCAUCCAAACACGCAAAGUCAAGAUCAAGCUGCUGAAUGACUCCAAGUACAUUGCUGCUCUCAUCUAUACCUCCAGUCUUGUCUUGAUUUUGAUCGGAGUGAUUUCUUUCACGGCUACUCGCAUACCUAACAUUGGCGAGGCUCUCACCUCUGGUGGACUGUGGGUGGUCACAGUCCUGUUCCUGUCCCUCGUGUUUAUACCAAAGAUGGUGAGCCUGUACCGUGACCCAAAUGGAGAGAAUGUGUUUCAGACAUCCAAUACAGACCCCCAUGCUUCCGCAAAGAUGGAGAGAGCAUUAUCAAAAACUUUCUCUAAGAGAGAAUUCGAUAAUAGUUUGAUGAAAGAGAACGGAUUAGGAGUUCAGACUUCUUCUCGCUUGAGUGGACACAGUCCAAGUCCGUCUCCCCUACUAAAUUCAAUCACUGAGAUAGUGUCGUCAAUAGCAACUGCUCCAGCCACUGUUGCGGAUAGCAAUGAACUUGAGGAAAUCACUCGUCACAGAACAAAUGGCAUCGACCAUUAGUUAGAGCUAAUUUUUUGUACCAAUGUGUCAAGAUCACUAAUUAAUGCCCCAGUGCACAUAUGUAUGUUCAAUGACCAGGCAUAAAACCAUAAAGUUUUAUUUGUGUCACCA